Messenger RNA from Gymnodraco acuticeps, 4638 nucleotides. RefSeq names its product ankyrin repeat and BTB (POZ) domain containing 2b (gene abtb2b). Bases 540 to 3707 code for a protein of 1055 amino acids. The record is from RefSeq and is a predicted model, not a curated record. NCBI's taxonomy places the organism in Eukaryota, Metazoa, Chordata, Actinopteri, Perciformes, Bathydraconidae. The transcript is spliced from 17 exons. Gene Ontology annotation, molecular function: protein heterodimerization activity.
UUCACACAUCUGUAGCCGAGUGUAUCCAACAGCCUGUUCCUGACCGAGCACCGUCCGGGACGGAGUGGGAUGAGCUAGUUUCGGACUUUUCCACGGUUAUCUACGAAAACGUUUCGGUCUGCUGGUCAACAAUACGGGAUAUAUUGUAACAAAUGAACUCAGGUCUGGCUGUUUUCAGAGAGCUGGGAGACACUCCGUCGUAUGUUAAAGAGUUUGGAUACUGGAGGAAAGUUUAAAUCCCUGCGCUGCCCGGGGGAAAGGUGAGACGGGUGCGACUUUGACUUCCCCGGCUUACUCAUUUGAUGAUAACAACAACAUAUUAGCUAUCGAGCAGCAUUUUACCAGCGUGUGAAGUUGUGUCAUUUCUCUAUCCUGCACUGAACUAGGCGUUUAGCAGCAUGUCAGUCAACGGUGCCGCUGUGUAACCAGUUCUUCCAGCUCUGCGGGGAGUUUCGACUGCUGCUUGACUGACUUCAGGUAAACCGAUCACCAGGUUUGCCGCUUUGCAUCAAAACCCUUGUUCAAACAGUUUCACAAUAAUGGCUGGUUUGAGCAAUGCCCACAUGAAAACCCUGGAGGACCUCACCCUGGACUCUGGCUAUGGGGCGGGGGACUCGUGUAAAUCCCUCAGCCUGUCCUCCUCCAAGUCCAACUCGCAGGCCUUUAUGACGAUCCCUCAUCGGGGAAACUGGUGGUACUACUCCGGCUCUAUGAACAGCAGGAACAACAGCUGGGAUACGGUCAACACGGUCCUCCCCGAAGACCCGGAGGACAUAUUCUCAAAGUGUCCCCGCUUACCUGAGUUGGAAGAGUUCCCCUGGACCGAAGAUGAGGUGGCUAAGAUACUUCGCAAAGUGGCCGGGAGUGGGGGCAUGAAAGGCGGACCCACACCUGUGUUCUCCCCGGAUGCCGUGCGGCGGCUGUCCGCUCUCCUCCGCCGGGCUCUCAUCCGCAUCUCCAGAGAGGCUCAGCGGCUCAGCGUCAUGCACUGCCGCUGCACGCGCUUCGAGGUGCAGAGUGCCAUGAGGCUGGUGCUCAGCUGGGCCCUGGCCGACCACUGCGUCUCUGCUACGGUCAAGGCCAUCUCCAUGUAUAGCAUGAGCGCCGGGGAGCUGCUGAGAAAGGGCAAGUCGGCCCGCUGCGGCCUCUCCUUCUCCGUGGGGCGCUUCUUCCGCUGGAUGGUGGACACACGCAUCUCCGUGCGCAUCCACGAGUACGCAGCAAUAUGCCUGACCGCAUGCAUGGAAGCCCUGGUGGAGGAGAUAGGAGCCCGGGUGCUGAUGGCCGAGAGGGGUCACCCAGGGCCGGAUUCGGGGUCAUCAUGCUACCCGGUGAGCGCAGAGGCCCUGGAGGGGGUGGUGAACAAUGACGCUGAGCUUUGGGGAGUCCUGCAGCACUAUGAGCACCUGAUCUGCGGGAAGAACGCCAAUGGUGUUUUGUCUCUCCCGGCCCAUUUCAGUCCGUACACGGAGAACCAUCAGAUGUCGGCGGACAGCAGGGAGGAUGCCUAUGCCCAGCUGGAGCUGAGGACGCUGGAACAGUCCCUGCUGGCUACCUGUGUGGGCAGCAUUUCUGAACUCAGUGACUUGGUGUCCCGUGCAAUGCACCACAUGCAGCGUCUGAGCUCGGUGCGCCCAGGACAGAGCCCAGCCCGACACGCCCGUCCCCAGCAGCCCGUGUCCUGGUCGCCAGACGCCCUCCACACCCUUUACUACUUCCUGCGCUGCCCACAAAUGGAGUCCAUGGAGAAUCCCAAUUUAGACCCCCCACGCAUGGCACUCAGCAAAGAGAGGCCGUUCCUGCUGCUGCCUCCUCUGAUGGAGUGGAUGAGAGUCGCCAUAGUUCAUGCUGAGCAUCGCAAGAGUCUAUUGGUGGACAGCGAUGAUGUCAGACAGACUGCCAGGCUACUCCUUCCAGGACUGGACUGUGAACCAAGACAGCUGAAACCUGAGUGUUGCUUUAGCUCCUUCAAGCGUCUGGACUCCAAGGCCGCCACGGACAAGUUCCACCUGGACCUGGGUUUUCGGAUGCUCAACUGUGGACGCACAGAUCUCAUUGGCCAAGCUAUCGAUCUGCUGGGGCCUGAUGGGGUCAACAGCAUGGACGACCAGGGCAUGACCCCUAUGAUGUAUGCCUGCGCAGCUGGAGACGAGGCCUUAGUCCAGAUGUUGAUCGAUGCCGGGGCAAACCUUGACGUGGCGGUUCCACCAUGCUCCCCGAAGCACCCCUCUGUGCAUCCUGACAGUCGGCACUGGGCAGCCCUCACCUUCGCUGUGCUGCAUGGACACAUCUCUGUAGUGCAGCUCCUGUUGGAUGCAGGGGCCAACGUGGAAGGGGCCCCAGUCCGCAAUGGACAGGAGAGCACAGCAGACAACCCAUUGCAGCUGGCUUCAGCAGCAGGAAACUACGAGAUGGUGAGUUUGCUCCUGGCACGAGGCGCUGAUCCCUUAUCAAAGACCCAUGAUGGGAAUGCCCUCACGUCGUCGCUCUAUGAAGACAUGAACUGCUUCAGUCAUGCUGCCUCACACGGACACAGGAACGUGCUGAGAAAGCUACUGACUCAGCCCCAGCAAGUCAAAGAGGAUGUCCUGUCUCUGGAGGAGAUCUUAGCUGAGGGGGUGGAGGGCGAGGACUCCGGGAUCUGCCCUUUCCUCCCUCUCUCCCCCCUCCCCACCCCUUCCUCUGGCCCCGGGGCCCUGCCUGAAGGAGGCAUAGCGAGGCUCUGCAAGGCCAGGAUGAAGGCUCUGCAGGAGGCCAGCUACUACAGCGCGGAGCACGGCUACCUGGACGUCACCAUGGAGCUACGAGCUAUGGGUGUACCAUGGAAGCUGCACGUGUGGCUGGAGUCUCUGCGCUGUGCCACGCAGCAGUCCAGGGCGGGGGUCACCCUGUCCCUCCUCAGAGAGUUCACCACCAUCAGAGAAGAGGACUACUGCACAGAGCUAGUCACCCUCGGCCUGCCCCUGAUGUUCCAUAUCUUACGCACCACCAAGAAUGAUGCCAUCAUACAGCAGUUGGGGACUAUUUUUAGUCACUGCUUUGGCCCCGCCCCCCUUCCAGCCAUCCCUGGGAUGAAGGCAACUCUUUCUGCACAGUUGGACCCUCACUUCCUGAAUAACCAGGAGAUGUCAGAUGUGACGUUUGUGGUGGAAGGGAAACCGUUCUACGCACACAAAGUCCUGCUGAUCACAGCUUCAGACAGAUUCAAGUCUCUGCUGGCCUGCUCCGGAGCAGAAGGAAGCGGCAACAAGGCGAUUGAGAUCAGUGACAUCAAGUACAGAAUCUUCCAGAUGAUGAUGUCAUACCUGUACUGUGGAGGAACAGAGUCGCUAAGAACUAAUGUGCCUGACUUGCUGGAGUUGUUGUCAGCUGCUAGUCUGUUCCAGCUGCGCGUGCUUCAAAGACACUGUGAACUCCUGUGCUCUCGGCUCUGCACGCUGGAUAAUGCAGUCAGCAUCUACAGGACAGCCAAGGCCCAUGGUUCAGUGGAGCUGAGCUCAUUCUGUGAAGGUUACUUCUUGCAGCAGAUGCCUGCUCUACUGGAGAGAGAGGGCUUCAGGACCCUGCUGCUGGGACCCCCCUCGGCCCGACAGGGGAACAACUCCAUCUCCACGCUGGCUCACAGCCGGGGAGAGUCGCCUCUGGAGGAGCUGGAGGCGACCCUGGCCCAACGACUACGCUCUCUCUGCGUCACCUCCCGAGUCUGAAGAAAUAAGAAUGUGGCGUUCGAAGCGGAGGUUUCAUUUCAUCAGUGAUACAGGAUCAGCUCUGAAGACAGACUAAAUAGUUUAUUACAGAUUUUAGUAACGCCUGUUCCUAUCACUAAUAACAAGCUGGUUCCACAGUGCUUUGACUUUGGGAUACAGAUCUCUAUGGACAGUUUAGCAUUUUCACAUUUUGUACCAAGCACUCCAUCUUGACAUUUUUUGCAGAGUACAGCAUUAAUGAAGAAGAAAAUUGGACAAUGUGAUGCUUUUUCUCCAAGGCUCGGGAAGCUUCAAUGGAGAAGCAACAGAUGGAUGCAACAAGUGGGAACUCUGAAUAAUAAAACACUGCUGCCCUCUACUGGACAAAACUGGCAAAAAUAGAGUUGCCCUGGAGGAUUGGGAUCACGUUUCCCUCCUGGUUCUGACUGAAGCUGGAAAGUGACAAUAGAUUGAAUCAUGGGAGGCAGCCAUGCUGGACUUUUGGCUUUAUCCCGUUCAAACUAAUAAUGCAGAGUGGGCGGACAGAGGUAGACUCAGUUCCUCUGGUAUUGAUGUGUACUUUGGAUUAACAAAUGUACUUUUUAUGUAACUAUGUUUUUUAUUUUUAAAAAGUAUUGCCGGAGAAUCAAAACACUUACUGAAGAGUGGGAUGGACAUUUUGUAUUUAAGGAGAACAAAAAGAUGUGAGAGUAUUUAACGGGGUGUUCCCUUUUUAUUUUGUUUUUUAAUCCAAGCAAAUUAUUAAUAUUAUUGAUACAAAAAAGGUUUUUGUGUAACUGUUUUUCCAGGUACACUCUUAACAGUAAAUGAAGCUUAUGCAAGCUGAGGUUUAAUGCUUCUAUACAGGUACAGCAGCAGAGUCCAUCGUGGGAUUUGGAAUACAAAACAUAUGUUUGAAUGCUGAGUAUUGUAAUAAACCGAGUAAACAAGC